Molecule: messenger RNA, 1170 nt
Organism: Dentiscutata erythropus
Lineage: Eukaryota; Fungi; Glomeromycota; Glomeromycetes; Diversisporales; Gigasporaceae
Source: the annotation of a GenBank genome assembly
AUGUCUAAGUCAUUUUCCUUAGAAUCAAUUGUUCGUCCAAAUAUUCUUUCUCUUACACCGUAUAGGUGUGCAAGAGAUGACUAUGGCUCUGGAAUUCUCCUUGACGCCAACGAGAACUCUUUUGGUUCAAUUUUACAGGAAGAUGAAUCUUUACUAGUUAAAGAUCUUCAUAGGUAUCCCGAUCCUAACCAAGUAUUAAUCAAAGAAAGGCUUGUCUCUUUUCGUGGCUUGCAAUCCAUUGAUUACCUUUUUCUAGGAGUAGGUUCGGAUGAAAUUAUUGACUUGGUGAUAAGAAUAUUCUGUGUUCCUGGAAAGGACAAAAUUCUGAUCACACCACCAACUUAUGGAAUGUAUUCUGUUUGUGCUAAUAUUAAUGAUGUUCAAGUAAUUAAAGUAAAUUUGGAUGUUGAUGAUGGGAAAUUUCAGUUGAAACCUGAUAAAAUCUCCGAAGCAUUAUCCGAAAACCCUUCACCUAAAAUAGUUUUUCUUUGUUCUCCUGGAAACCCAACCAGUACCUGUUUGUCCCAUAAUACUAUAAAAGCAGUUUUGGAUGAUCCAAAUCUUAAAGGUGUCGUGGUCAUUGAUGAAGCAUAUAUAGAUUUCACAGAGGAAACAGAAGGAGCUAGUGUUGCAAAAUGGGUAGAAAAAUAUCCAAAUUUAAUAGUCAUGCAAACUUUGAGUAAAAGUUUUGGUCUGGCUGGGAUUAGACUAGGCAUAUGUAUAGCCGACCCAAAGAUAAUUCGUUUGAUGAACAAUACUAAAGCACCUUAUAACAUCAAUUCUUUGACCUCUCAUACUGCACUUAAUGCACUAUCAUUACAAAAUAUUACAAAAAUGCGUGAAACAGUUCGUCAAAUUCGUGCAGAACGUGAAAAACUCAUAUCUUCUAUUACUAGUAUAACUGGUAUUGGCAAGUUAUUAGGUGCAAAUAAUGCCAAUUUUAUCCUCGUACAAAUUUUAGAUGAAGCUUGUGAAAAGCCAAGUAACGAGAGAGCUCACUGGAUUUAUAAAGAAUUGGCAGAGAAUCAGGGAAUAGUGGUCAGAUUUCGAGGCAAGGAGUUUGGUUGUGAAGGGUGUUUAAGAAUUACAGUAGGAACACCUCAAGAAAAUGAAAUAUUGCUAGAAAAGUUGAAGCAUUUAUUGGGAGGAACCACUGUUAAAUCUACCUAG